GUUCCAUGUCUGAAGGGCAGAUUGUUAAUUGUUCAGUGCUGACAACCACCAAAUACUGCGAAACACUCACUCCCUGAACAUCGACUCACUAGCACUGCUCUUCACUACCCAGUUCAAUGUUGACUCCAUGACUCCUCGUUCCUCAAAUCUACCACCACUCUGAAAUAAUCCCAUUCCUGCUUGACCAUUAAAUUUGUUUGUCCUCGAACAACAUCUUUCACCCUUCGCAAUCUUUUUAAUUCGUCGUUUGGGCCUUGAGCUUUGUACUUGUACCUCUUUUAUUUCGGGCACCCGUUUCAUUGGGCUAGUUUUCACUUCCACCGCCCACAGCCCCCCCAACCCUCUUCGCCCUUGGGUGUUGAUCUACUUACCGUCUGUCAUCUCUCCACCACCAACCCGACACCAGCUGUCACCACUGCCCAAGCUCGUUGCGCGCCCACCACUUCGUCACUUCACCCUAUUCUUCCAUUCUUUUUCCUCCUCCCAACACCUUCUCGACUUCUCGACUUCUCGACUCCUGGCCUUCUCUUUUCAACAUCCAACGUCAACAUCAUGGCCGAAUGUUGAGCCUCUUGGUCGCUUUUACCAUGACUGUCAUUCUACCCUUGUUCCUCCAGUCUUUGUCGACUGCGCUUACCGGAACUCUCCAGCCGCUCAAUCAACCCCUCUAAACCACCAAAAACACCCUCACAUUCUCUAUCCUUCAGACCAUUCGCAGAUAGUCUCGAAUCUUUACACCAGAAUCUUGUCCCAUACUGGAUUGGCCGGUGCCACAGUCCAUGAACAACGACAUCGCCUAGACGCAGGCUAAGCAGCCUCAGCUCAACCCACCACGACUACCACCACCACCCACAUACUCCCACAUCCACCGUUGGCGCGCCUCGUCCCUCCAACUCACCCCCUUCGCCCUUCCUUUUCUCGAUAUGUCUCUAAACUCGGCCCCGCCCACUCAGGCACACGCCUACGAUCCUCAGAACGAGGUUGAUGUUCCCAUGGAAGACGCCGAUCCAUACAACAGGUCAAAAUACCCCCCACGCCCCAUGCAUCAACAUCGUCUUUCUACACAAUACAUUCCUGAAGCUUCCUCUGCUGCUCAGCGCUAUUCUCCCAUGAACGUCCAACCUGGAUCCUCUGCAUAUGCCUCCAGCCCAAAGGCAACAGCCUCGAACAACUUCUCCUACCUCAAUCAGACUCCUUCCUCGAGACACUCUCCCACUCGUUCCACCAGCUACCAGAGCGAUGCAUAUGGGGAACCUCCCACCCCGACCCGUUAUCCUUCCAACUAUGCUGCGGGUAUCCAGAACAAUGAGCUCAGCCCUGAUGCGUAUUAUCCCUCCAACACCCCCAACACAAGACCGCCGCCAUUGUCUAGGCAAUCUUCCCAAGCUCGUGGUUUGGGUCCUGUACCCCGAUUUCAAAAGGUCAAGACAAUGCAGGAUCUCACACCUCGAAUCAAUGCACAGCCUCAAUUUCGACGGGCGAACCCCGAGGGUGGCUUCAUCAGCCCCCUGCAGGCCCUGACUUCUUACCUUCCCGCAACAUAUCGGAUAUGUAACCCAAGCUUCAAAUACGAGUCGUCUCGAAACCCGAGGCGAGUUCUGACCAAGCCGAGCAAGGGCACAAAGAACGAUGGCUACGAUAACGACGAUAGCGACUAUAUUCUCUACGUCAACGACAUCCUAGGCAGCGAGGAGGCCGGCCACAAGAACCGUUAUCUCAUCCUCGAUGUGCUUGGCCAAGGCACAUUUGGCCAGGUUGUCAAGUGUCAGAAUCUUAGAACUCAAGAGGUGGUCGCGGUCAAGGUUAUCAAAAAUCGAACCGCAUACUUCAACCAAAGUAUGAUGGAAGUUUCUGUUCUAGACCUGUUGAAUCAAAAACUCGACAAGAAUGACGACCAUCAUCUCCUCAGGUUGAAGGAUACCUUCAUACACCGCCAGCAUCUCUGUCUCGUCUUUGAGCUGUUGAGUGUCAACUUGUACGAGUUGAUCAAGCAAAACCAGUUCAGAGGCCUCAGCACGACCCUCGUCCGUGUCUUUGCCCAGCAGCUGCUGAAUGGCCUGACACUGUUGAACAAAGCUCGCUUGAUUCAUUGCGAUCUGAAGCCAGAAAAUAUCCUGUUGAAGAAUCUCGAGAGCCCCAUCAUCAAAAUCAUUGAUUUUGGUUCUGCUUGCGACGAAAGGCAAACUGUCUAUACCUAUAUUCAGUCCCGCUUUUAUCGCUCCCCAGAAGUCCUUCUUGGACUGCCGUACUCCUCUGCAAUCGACAUGUGGUCCUUGGGCUGCAUUGUGGUUGAACUCUUUCUCGGCUUACCUCUCUUCCCUGGCUCUUCCGAAUACAACCAAGUAUCACGCAUAGUUGAGAUGCUGGGCAUGCCUCCAACGUGGAUGUUGGAAAUGGGCAAACAAUCCGGAGAGUUUUUUGAAAAGACAAAUGAUGAGUUCGGCCGUCGAACCUAUCGAUUGAAGAGUAUGGAGCAGUAUUCUCGCGAGCACAACGUCAAAGAGCAGCCCAGUAAAAAGUACUUUCAAGCGACCACUCUACCAGAAAUCAUCCGAAGCUAUUCUAUGCCACGGAAGAAUAUGAAACCGGCCGAAAUCGAGCGAGAAAUGAAUAAUCGCGUUGCAUUUAUCGAUUUUGUUCGAGGACUCCUUACGACCAAUCCACUUGAGAGAUGGUCUCCUCAACAGGCCAAACUGCAUCCUUUCAUCACACAACAGAAGUUUACCCAGCCAUUCGUACCCCCAAUGAACCUCAAAUCGCCUUCUUCGAGCAAGACACCCGCACCUGGUGUUCAACAACAGCAACAAGCCGAAGCUCUGAGCAAACAAAGGGCUGCUCAAGCGGCACAGGCGCAAGCUCAGGCUGCUCAGGCGCAUGCACAGGCACAGGCACAGGCACAGGCACAAGCACAAAAUGCAGCCCAGAACGCGUACGCAAUGCAAAUGACUCCAUACCCACAAUCGCAACCUCCCAUGUAUAACACCAUGUACCAAGGGCAUCAACAAGGUGCCCCGCCUCCAUAUCCAGCUCACAACGCAAAUUACGCUCCGCCGAUGGGUAUGAUGGCCCAACAAAACCCCCAGAUGAAUCCAGCGCAUUACGGCCACCAACAGAACCUAUACGCGCAAGCUACUCAGAGGGCAGGGCGACAACGUGCUUCUACCAUGGAUCAACAGCAGGCAGGAAUUCCUGCAGCGAUCCAACGUGUUGCAAGUCAUCUUGACCCCAAUGCUCCAAUCAGGCUGCAGCCCAGCCCGGCAUAUUAUCCACCACCCGCUGAUGGCUAUGUUGACUCCCCAUCUUCGACUCGACGGCGAGGAAGUCGGAACCAAAGGAAUCGUGACUUCAUAAGAACUCUGGAAGACGGGGCAAUGGGGGACACUUUCAUGAACAAGGCGCAAUGGCACUGAACGUUCGAGGGGUUUCUGAUCAUGCAUUGUAAGAAAUACCGCUCCCGCAUCACAGUGUGUCCAUCCUACCUUGACACCAGAAGGCGUCGGUUGAUGAUGAUGACGACGAUGGUCGAAGGGUCGGCCUGCUGGUUUGACUACACAUAACCUGGGCCCCAAAGUGGGAUCGGUUCAACCUGAUGGCUUUUAUAAGUCAAGUUGUCGCGGAGGUACGGCUUCCCAAGGGCAGAGGCUACGAGCCUAUCACGGCUUCGGUAUUAUUAGCCUCUACACUGGAGAAAAUUGGCAUGCUGACUGCGAGCAUUGCAGCCUACUUUUGCGGCUCGUGCCACUGGAUUCUGCCUUCAUCCGCGUGCGGUCACGAGACAUGUACCUGACACCAUUUGGGAAAGCUAGCACUCUCGGAACAUUACCAGUUGGGACAACAGAAAGAGAGCUGUACAAGUCCGACUAAGUGGAACUUGUCCGGUACUAGUCCAAGUCUCUCAGGUUUCUGUUUCCUGCCGAGUCCCGUUACCGAAGUAGUAUAUCAUAGAACUCAAUCAGGACAAAUUUUGACGCACUCUACAGGUGGGCAGUGGUUCCCAUCGGGGACAUAAUUUCCCGCUCUAUUAUUGAAUCAAUGCACGCCCAUAGAUCUAACAGACAGCUUGACUGCCCACAGAAAU
Messenger RNA from Exophiala mesophila, 4078 nucleotides. RefSeq lists its product as uncharacterized. Gene Ontology annotation, molecular function: protein tyrosine kinase activity; protein serine/threonine kinase activity; ATP binding. The transcript is spliced from 2 exons. The coding region runs from base 924 to 3410 and encodes 828 amino acids. Gene Ontology annotation, cellular component: cytoplasm; nucleus. NCBI's taxonomy places the organism in Eukaryota, Fungi, Ascomycota, Eurotiomycetes, Chaetothyriales, Herpotrichiellaceae. The record is from RefSeq and is a predicted model, not a curated record. Gene Ontology annotation, biological process: peptidyl-serine phosphorylation; peptidyl-threonine phosphorylation.